Molecule: messenger RNA, 1670 nt
Organism: Candoia aspera
Lineage: Eukaryota; Metazoa; Chordata; Lepidosauria; Squamata; Candoiidae
Gene: CLU
Product: clusterin
Exons: 8
Coding region: 52-1443 (463 amino acids)
Biological process (GO): positive regulation of proteasomal ubiquitin-dependent protein catabolic process; regulation of apoptotic process
Cellular component (GO): nucleus
Molecular function (GO): misfolded protein binding
Source: RefSeq, a predicted model, not a curated record
UUUUCCUUUUUUUCCUUUUUGCAGGAAUCUGGAUUUCCUUCUUCUGAGAAAAUGAUCCCCCCUCUGUUGCUGUCAUUGCUGGGAAUCUUGGUUUCUUUGCAAGGGGGCCAUUGUCUCCUUCCUCCUAGUGAGCUUCAGCAAAUGUCUGCAAAAGGAAGCCAGUACAUUGACAAAGAGCUGGAGAAUGCCAUCAAUGGAGUCCGACAAAUGAAGCUACUGAUGGAGCAGACGAGCAAUGACCACCAGGAUAUCUUGAAUAACUUGGAAGACAUAAAGAAGAAGAAGGAGGAGGCUCUUCUCCUGGCGAAGGAUAUGGAGAAGCAACUGAAUGAACAGGAAGUGUGCAAUGACACUAUGUUGGCCCUCUGGGAGGAAUGCAAGCCGUGCCUGAAGCAGACCUGCAUGAAGUUUUAUACCCGGACGUGCCACAGCGGUGCUGGGCUGGUUGGCAGGCAGCUGGAAGAGUUCCUGAACCACUCUUCCCCCUUCUCCAUCUGGGUGAAUGGGGAGCGCAUUGACUCCUUGAUGGACAUGGAUGAAGAACAGGGCCGGAAGCUGGAUGACCUCGAGGAGCGCUACAGUCUGGUGGAAGAUGGUGUGGAUGACCUCUUCCAAGAGAGCACUCAGGCCUAUGGGCAGCUGUCCCCCUUCUUCCAGUCGCCAUUUGGUGGUUUCCAGGAUGCCUUCUGGGCCCCCAUCCGCAGCAUCCGUAUCCCGUUUACCCAUUCCCGUAUUGCCAGGAACGUGCACUCCUUCCCCCACUUCCCCAGCUAUUACCGCCCACAUCAAGAUUUCCACCAGCUUUUCCAACCGUUCUAUGAGAUGACCCAACGUCUCUUUGAGGGAGCUCGGAAAGCUUUGGACCGCCCAGGUCUAGAAGGAAUCCCUGCGUUUUCUUUCGAGCAUUUCCCAACAGCAACUCCUGGUCACAAUGACAACCGAAUGGUGUGCCGUGAGAUCCGUCGCAAUUCUGCUGGCUGCCUGAAAAUGAAGGAAAAAUGUGAGAAAUGCCAGGCAAUCCUGGCUGUAGAUUGCUCCCAGAUGGACCCAGAUCAGGGGAAAUACAAGGAACGCUUUGAAGAUGCUCUGCGAUUGGCCGAACGAUUUACCCGUAGAUACGAUGAAAUCCUCAAGGCGUUCCAGGAAGAAAUGCUCAACACCACCGCUAUCCUGGAUCAGCUCAACCGGCAGUUUGGUUGGGUAUCUCAGCUAGCCAACGCCACUCGGAAUGACAGUCUUCUGAAGGUUAUCACGGUGAUGGCUAAAUCUUCCAAUCCAGAAGACCCAUCCAAAUCUCCUGACACUCAGGUGACUGUCCAACUCUUUGAUUCUGAACCCAUCUCCCUGAUUGUGCCAGGAGAUAUCACUAGGAACGAUGACAGAUUCAUGGAUCUGGUGGCCCGGGAGGCCCUGCGCGAUUACAAGGGCAAUGAAGUAGAGUAACUCUGCCUGCAUCCUGGGACUCAGGCCAUGACAAGGGAGAGCGAGAGAAGCCAUGGCCCCUUCGGCCUUCCCGCCCUUCUGCCUCAGUGCUCUCACAGUGCUGCAAGGGAGCAUCGCCCACCAAGCCCCACCGGUCCGCCUUUGUAGUUUACACUGUACCGCCUGCCCUGUUUUUGCUGCUGGGUCAUUACUGAUGCGCAAAAUGAAAUAAAAGAUUCUAGGCCCAA